AUGGGUGCUCUGGGUGGUGGCGAUAAGCCAGGCGGGGACGGUCGGCCAAAUGACGGCGGGCCGACGACAAGCGCAGCGGUGGUGGGCGGAGCGGACGGGAAGGAGGCGUUGGUCGGCGGCAGCAGAGCACCGGAAAAUAGCACGAAGGUUGAGGAGAGCGUGGUGAUGUCACAGCUGGUGUUCACUGGAGCGAGCUACGUGGCGAACGGUGGGUUGGGCCUGAUUGUGGUGGGCGGUCUGGUGGGUAUUUUUUAUUAUUUAUUGUUAUUAUUUGUAAUAUUUAUUAUGGUUGAUUAUUAUUUAUUAUUACUUAUAACAUUGUCGUUAUUAUGUAUUGUAUAUUAUUAUUGUAUAUAUUAUUAUUAUCGUUAA
Anisakis simplex (herring worm) is the source of this 372-nucleotide messenger RNA. The record is from the annotation of a GenBank genome assembly. NCBI's taxonomy places the organism in Eukaryota, Metazoa, Nematoda, Chromadorea, Rhabditida, Anisakidae.